AUGCGGUGUUGCCGUCGUUUGAGGGGGCAUCAGCCUGUGGUGGCAGUGGCGACUGGGAUGGAGGAAAAACAGCAAAUGAAGCAACCUUCUCUUCCACCAGAGCAGGCAGUCUACCUGAAGCCGAGCCGAAGUCGACGCCGCAAAGCAACCUUUCUUUUUACGCGGAUGCGUGAUAGUCCGCCUGCUUACGCAUUUAGAGCACCACCGCUUGGUACGGCAUUACCGCUUUUUUGCAUUACGUCCUCUUCAUGUGAGUACUAUGCCCUGCGGCUACCGCUUUUGAAGGCGGGUUUUAAGCGUCUUCCCACCGGCACCAAUUUCUCUCUCCCGAGCAAUGUCCUUUGGGGACGUUCCAUGCCUCUAUAUCCCGCUGUAGGUGUUUACCAUCUCCCUUCUUCAUCGUCACCAUCGCAUUUGUCGUCGUCGUGUACGUCUCCACAUGCAGAUGGUGCUACAGACAAUAUCGUCUUUCCAGCGUCAUCCGCUGCCACAAACGAGGAGGCAGAGACUUCCAGUUCAGUUCGAAUGGUGUGCAAUCAUCAGCGUUUUAACCACUUCCCACGCAGUCAUGUUAACGUUGGCUGUAAGUGGGGGCUAACAAGACGCCUGCGCCAAGUGUCGAAAUUAAUUGAAGAAGUUGGAGAAGAUAAGACGCUCUACGAUUUUGUUCCACGCACAUGGGUGUUUCCAGACGAAAGUGAAGUGCUUUUCAAAGCCCUGGCAGAAGCACCGUCUACGCAACGUUUUAUUUGGAAACCCGCGCGUGGGAGUUGCGGUCACGGUAUAUUUACAUGCUUGGGUGGGACUAAGAACACGCCGCGUUGGCAACGUCUGGCGGCGGAGAUUAAAAAUCGCAUAUUGACGGAGACGCCAGGGCCUGGUAUGGUGGGACGCAAGUAUGUUGUCCAGGAAUACAUUGAGAAUCCAUUAUUGCUUAACGGACGAAAAACGGAUCUUCGCCUUUACGUAGCGGUGACAAGCUACGACCCGUUGACCGUCUAUCUUCAUGAGGAAGGUCUUGUGCGUCUGGCGGCGCAGGAAUAUAGCAGUGCUGGCAAUGGGCCAAACUUUGAUCCCUUCCGUGACCUCACAAAUUACUCCGUGGGGAGGCGAUGGCAUACACGGGGCAAACAAUCUCACAUUCAAGGGGAGGAGGAUAUUAGUGUGGUAUCUGAUAUCUCUUCGGGCGAGAAGUUAUCUCCGCCGUCAUUAGAGCUCAAGAAGAGUCUGAGUGACUUGUGGGAGCAUAUUGACGCUAUGCACCCGGCGGUAACGCCAAUUAAUACGUCGCUACACCGGCACAUGUCAGAGAGAGUCAAGGAAGAAAUUGCGCGUGUGAUUGUCAAAACUCUGCUUGCCGUGAAGGUUCCUUUGGCGACUGCCACAUGUAGCCUCUCCGUUCCCGGCGGCUUUUUUGAGCUUUAUGGAUUUGACUUGAUGCUAGAUUCGAAGCUUAAGCCGUGGCUUGUCGAGGUGAAUACGUUGCCCUCUCUUGCCAGCUCGUCCCCUCUCGACUAUGCGGUCAAGACAAAUAUUGUGGCCGAUCUUUUAAAUCUUGCAAUGAUUGAACCGUUUGAGCGUCCUGUAUCUUGCUUUGACGAGCUGGACGACGAGUUGCGUCUCUCUGGCAUCCUUGAUCCUCUCUCCAAAGAAGCUGCAGAAACCGUUCAUCGGUGGUGCGGCGGCGCGAGUCGUGACCCUCGACCGUUGAAUGAUACUGAGGCCAGAGAGGAGGUGGGGCUUCGCCUACAGGACGAGCUGGUCUACUGCGGUGGAUUUCAGCGCAUUUUCCCACCAUUGCCAUCAGCGCAGAGACUCUCCAUAAUGAACGAGGUGGACGUUUUCUCCCGUUGUCUUUGCUUCUCUAAAGCUGAUAUAUGGGCCCUAGAGGUAUAA
This is a messenger RNA of Trypanosoma cruzi, 1896 nucleotides long. Its product is annotated as tubulin-tyrosine ligase-like protein, putative. The coding region runs from base 1 to 1896 and encodes 631 amino acids. Gene Ontology annotation, biological process: microtubule cytoskeleton organization; protein polyglutamylation. The transcript has a single exon. The record is from RefSeq and is a predicted model, not a curated record. Gene Ontology annotation, molecular function: tubulin-glutamic acid ligase activity; tubulin binding. Lineage: Eukaryota; Euglenozoa; Kinetoplastea; Trypanosomatida; Trypanosomatidae. Gene Ontology annotation, cellular component: cilium.